Messenger RNA from Brettanomyces nanus, 408 nucleotides. It is a transcript of the gene MPC3, whose product is annotated as Mitochondrial pyruvate carrier subunit. The record is from RefSeq and is a predicted model, not a curated record. Bases 1 to 408 code for a protein of 135 amino acids. Gene Ontology annotation, cellular component: mitochondrial inner membrane. Gene Ontology annotation, biological process: pyruvate import into mitochondria. Gene Ontology annotation, molecular function: pyruvate transmembrane transporter activity. The transcript has 2 exons. Lineage: Eukaryota; Fungi; Ascomycota; Pichiomycetes; Pichiales; Pichiaceae.
AUGUCAUCAGCAUUCCGUGCAUUUCUGAAUUCUCCUACAGGCCCUCGUACGGUGCAUUUCUGGGCCCCUAUGAUGAAAUGGGGUUUGGUUAUGGCCGGUGCGGGAGAAAUGGUCCGUCCUGUCGAGAAAGUUUCCGCUACCCAGCAAUUGUCUCUUUUUGCUACUGGUGUUAUUUGGACUAGAUGGGCUUGUAUUAUUAAGCCUAAGAACUACUUGUUGGCUUCUGUCAACUUCUUUUUGGGAGGUGUUGCAAGUGCCCAGAUAAUUAGAAUAUAUUCGUGGAGAAGGUCUCUUGGAGAGACUCCUAACCAGAUUUUCAAGUAUAUGUUUGAUUUGAAGGAUAAGCCUAAGGUUAAGCAGCCUGCUGCAGAGGUUGCUGCCGAGGCAGAGACUCACCCAAAGGUUUGA